Molecule: messenger RNA, 703 nt
Organism: Nymphalis io (European peacock)
Lineage: Eukaryota; Metazoa; Arthropoda; Insecta; Lepidoptera; Nymphalidae
Exons: 5
Coding region: 155-703 (182 amino acids)
Source: RefSeq, a predicted model, not a curated record
ACAAGUAGACUUGGUGUCAACUCAAUAUUUUGUAAAACUUUAAAACGUUUUUUAAACAUAUAUCGCACCUUCCUUUGUUGUUUCAAGCUACUCAGUCAACAUGAUCAGUCUAUUGAUAUAAUUCGUCGUGAUAAGUGGAUUUAUAAAAAAAGAUAUGAAGUUGUUGUAUCUGUGUGCAAUAUUUUACACGGCAAAAGGCCAAUUUGAACCGUUGAAAAUAAAACCAGAAAAAUGUUAUGGAACUGACGAACUCAUGGACCGAAGAUGUUGUAUUUUUCCACCUUUUUUCAAACGCGAGGUGGCUAGAGCGUGCGGCGCUAUGUUUGAACUUAUAUUUAUAGAUAGUGAAUAUAAUGUUACAGGAAUGAGAAGAGAAGCCAUCAAAACUUGCGAACAUUGGCGAUGUAUUUUAAGUAAGUAUGAUCUCUUAGAUGCAGAUGACUUCGUAAAUAAUGAAAAAUACUAUAACCACCUCGACAAGUGGGUUAAUCUAAAUCAGGAAUUUAGUAUCGUUAUGACCAGUGCCAAAUUGUUCUGCAAAGAAGAAAACAGACUUCAAAUGCCAUUGAAUGUUUGUGAAUUUUUUGAUUUCCAAGGUUGUAUCAGAAACUAUAUAACCGUGGACUGUCCGAAAAUUAUAAAAACUGAAAAAUGCUUUGAAUGGAAAGAAUUCUACGAAGAAUGUAAAGAAUUCUUCAUAUAA